UAAUAAUAGCAAAAUCUUUCCAGAUUUUUAUUUUUAUUUUUAAUAUAGUAUAUAGAAAACAGAAGAGAUUUAGAGAGAGAGGCAGCUUAUGAAUCGCUCCCACCCACGUUCUCGGAUCCCCAAUGCCGGAUCGGAGGACCUCCCAAAACCCGACCUCGUGAUCCCUCCGCUCCGCCGCCGCUUCCUCCCGAUCCGAUCGCCGCUCCCCUCGAUGGCCACCCGCCGCUGCUGCUAAGGCCGCCGGAGCCGGCGCCGCGAUCCCCUCCUCCGCCGCGGCCUCCGCCUCCGCCGCCGCAACCGGGCGGCGUCGGCGAAGACGAUGCAGCUUCGGAUCUCGCCGAGCAUGAGAAGCAUCACGAUAUCGAGCAGCAAUGGGUUCCUGGACUCCAUGAAGGUCAGGGUCGCCGCGCGCCUCAUCCCCUACCGGACGGUCUUCCACACCAUUCUCGCCCUCGCCUUUCUCCUCCCAUUCGUCUUCAUCCUCACCGCCGUUGUCACCCUCGAGGGCGUCAACAAGUGCUCCUCCCUCGAUUGUCUGGGAAGGCGACUAGGGCCAAGGAUCCUUGGCAAGAGGAGUGAUGAUUCUGCGAGGCUUGUAAGAGAUCUGUAUAAGAUACUUAAUCAAGUGAAUUCUGAGGAAAUUCCAGUUGGACUGAAGGUGCCUGAAUCAUUCAAUGAGUUUCUUAUUGAAAUGAAGAAUAACCAAUAUGAUGCCAGGACAUUUGCUAUAACAUUGAAGGCCAUGAUGGAAAAUAUGGACAGAGUUGUCAAAAGAUCAAGGUUGGCAGAGCAGCUGAACAAACAUUUUGCUGCAAGUGCAAUUCCAAAAGGCAUCCAUUGUCUCUCUUUACGUCUGACUGAUGAGUAUUCUUCCAAUGCUCAUGCACGAAAGCAGUUGCCACCUCCAGAAUUGCUACCGUUCCUCUCUGAUAACUCCUACCGACAUUUUAUAUUAGCAAGUGAUAACAUCCUUGCAGUUUCUGUUGUGGUCACCUCAACUGUGAGAUCUUCUUUGAAACCUGAGGAGAUGGUCUUUCAUGUUAUCACUGACAAAAAGACUUAUCCAGGGAUGCAUUCAUGGUUUGCACUGAAUCCUCUUUCUCCAGCCAUUGUUGAGGUAAAAGGUGUUCACCAGUUUGACUGGUUGAUAAGAGAAAAUGUGCCUAUCCUCGAUGCUAUAGAGAACCACCGUGGUGUCCGAAACCAUUAUCACGGAGAUCAUGUUGCAGGGACCAAUGUCACAGACAAUCCAAGAGUUUUUGCUUCAAAACUGCAGGCCAGGAGCCCAAAAUACAUUUCUCUACUCAACCAUCUCCGUAUUUACCUGCCUGAGCUCUUUCCAAUCCUCAACAAGGUGGUCUUUCUUGAUGAUGAUGUUGUUAUUCAGCGUGACUUGUCACCUUUGUGGGAAAUCGAUCUUGUGGGGAAGGUCAAUGGGGCUGUAGAAACUUGUAGAGGUGACGACAAGUGGGUGAUGUCAAAGCACUUCAGGACAUAUUUCAACUUCUCUCAUCCCCUUAUAGCCAAGAAUUUGGAUCCUGAUGAAUGCGCAUGGGCAUACGGGAUGAACAUCUUUGACUUAAGCGCAUGGAGGAAGACAAACAUUAGAGAAACAUAUCAUUACUGGCUGAAGGAGAAUCUGAAGGCUAAUUUGACGCUCUGGAAGUUUGGAACUUUACCACCGGCACUUAUAGCAUUCAGGGGCCACGUGCAUCCCAUUGACCCAUCAUGGCACAUGCUAGGUCUGGGAUACCAGGAGAAAACCAACCUUGACAGUGUGAAGAAGGCUGCUGUGAUCCACUACAAUGGGCAGUGUAAGCCAUGGCUAGAAAUCGGGUUUAAACACCUUCAACCUUUCUGGACAAAACAUGUAAACUACACCAAUGAUUUCAUAAGGAAUUGUCAUAUCUUUGAGCCUCAAUGAUAGAUCAGAAGAUAGGACAAGUUUAAAGAAAUGAGGGAGAGAGCUGUAGUGAGUUUUGGUAAUCGGGACAUGGCAUACAUCAUAAAAAUUCAAAUAUUGGUCACACAACCUAUGCAGAUAUCAAGAUAUUGCUGGUGGUUGCUGGUGAUUGCUGGUGGCAGGAGAGAUUCUUUCAUUUGUAACAUAUUGAUGCAAACUCUUUGCUGUACUUCACCAAAGCCUUUUUGAGGGGGUACAGUAUCCCUUUUCUGGUGCAUAAGGGCAGCUAAGCAUUGAAGUGCUCACAGAGUUGCAGAGGGUGGAGCAGCAGAACUGCACUGAUCAAUCUUACAGGAGGAACAAAAGGCCUGAAUUUCAAGGCACCCAGAUUAAUCUUUUGCCCUUUUUUCUUUCCCAUAUAUUUUUUCCUCCCAAUUUUUGUUUCAUUCUGUUAAUUGUAUUCAUCCGGUAAUUUGGACAUUUGUUCUAGUACGGAUACCAUUGAACUUGCGGGAACUUAUAGGAUGUUUAUUACCAUUCAUGAGAUAUUAUUGGAAAUGUGCAGAUAAUUCUUUCUAUUA
Phoenix dactylifera (date palm) is the source of this 2484-nucleotide messenger RNA. Its product is annotated as putative galacturonosyltransferase 14. Gene Ontology annotation, molecular function: polygalacturonate 4-alpha-galacturonosyltransferase activity. The record is from RefSeq and is a predicted model, not a curated record. Lineage: Eukaryota; Viridiplantae; Streptophyta; Magnoliopsida; Arecales; Arecaceae.